AUGGGGAUUGAAUUGCUUUGCCUCUGUUUCCUAUUUCUGCAAAGAAAUAACUAUGUACAAGGGACCUGUUCUCAGGAAAGCACAGUGACUUGUGAAGAUUGUUUGCUUUCCGGACCACACUGCGCUUGGUGUUUGCAAGAGAAUUACACAGACUCAUCUGGAACUCAUGGGAGGUGUGAUACCCUGGAAAAUCUUUUGUCCAAAGGAUGCCAGUUGGAUUUGAUUGAGUUUCCCAUUUCAGAAGUAGAAAUUCACAGAAAUGAUCCCCUAACUGCAUCACCCCAGAAGAACAGUUCUGAUGUCACACAGAUUUCUCCCCAAAAACUAACUCUGAGGCUGCGACCAGGACAUGAAGAAACAAUACAGAUCAAGGUUCGCCAGACUGAAGAUUAUCCAAUUGACCUCUACUACCUCAUGGAUCUUUCAGCUUCAAUGGAUGAUGAUCUGAAUACAAUCAAAGAACUGGGUUCAACUCUUUCCAAAGAGAUGUCAAAACUGACAAGCAACUUUAGACUGGGAUUUGGAUCUUUUGUUGAAAAACCAGUUUCACCAUUUAUCAAAACUACAGCUGCAGAAAUAAACAACCCUUGCAGAACUGUACCAUACGAGUGCUUACCCACUUUUGGAUAUAAAAAUGUUUUGCCACUAACAAAUGAUGCUGAAAAAUUCAAUGAAAUUGUGAAAGGACAGCGAAUUUCUGCUAAUAUAGAUACUCCAGAGGGAGGAUUUGAUGCAAUUAUGCAGGCAGCUGUUUGCAAGGAAAAAAUUGGAUGGAGGAAUGAUUCUCUGCAUUUGCUGGUAUUUGUGAGUGAUGCUGAUUCCCAUUUUGGGAUGGACAGUAAACUGGCAGGAAUUGUUAUUCCUAAUGAUGGGAACUGUCAUUUGGACCACAAUAAUGAAUAUUCCAUGUCAACUGUUCUGGAGUAUCCCACAAUUGGACAAUUAAUUGAAAAACUUGUGCAAAACAAUAUUCUAUUAAUUUUUGCUGUAACAAAUGAGCAAGUUCACAUAUAUGAGAAUUAUGCAAAGCUUAUUCCUGGGGCUACUGUUGGACGACUACAGAAGGAUUCUGGAAAUAUUCUCCAGCUGAUCAUUGCUGCAUAUCAGGAGCUGAGGUCUGAAGUUGAAUUGGAGAUCCUGGGAGAGACAGAAGGGCUCAACCUCUCCUUCACAGCCAUCUGUAACAACGGGACCUUUUUUCCACAUCAGAGGAAAUGCUCUCAUGUGAAAGUGGGAGAUACAGUCUCUUUCAACGUGACUCUAAGCCUCUCUUCCUGUGAAAAAAACAGAAGGCUUAUCAAGAUAAAACCCGUGGGGCUCCGCGACGCGCUGGAGAUAGAAAUCGAUCCCCUCUGCAGCUGCAGCUGCCAGGCCCGGGCGGAGAAGGAGAGCCCGCAGUGCAGCCGGGGGCAGGGCUCGCUGGAGUGCGGGGUGUGCGUGUGCAGCCCCGGCUUCGUGGGGCCGCGCUGCGAGUGCCCCGAGAGCUCUCUCGGGGCCAGCUCCUGCCGGGGCCCGGCCGAGCUCAGCUCCUGCAGCGGCAGAGGAGACUGCCUGUGCGGGCAGUGCCUGUGCCACCCGUCCCCCUACGGAAAGGUGUACGGGCCCCGCUGCGAGUGCAAUGACUUCUCCUGCGGCAGGCACAGAGGGCUCCAGUGCGCAGGCAACGGUGACUGUGACUGCGGGGAAUGCAAGUGCCACAGUGGAUGGACUGGUGAAUACUGUAAUUGCACAACUGAUACCAGCACCUGCAUUGCUGAGGAUGGGACCCUGUGCAGCGGGAGAGGUGAAUGCAUCUGUGGGACAUGUGCCUGCACCCACCCAGGGGCUUCGGGCCAAACGUGUGAAAAAUGCCCUCUCUGCGGUGACCCCUGCAGUUCUAGAUGGAGCUGUGUGGAAUGUCACUUGGCUUCUGAUGACAACUCACUGGGAGAUUGCAGUGAAAAAUGCAAAUUGGUUGAUGCAACUGUCAGCAUGGCAAAGGAUUAUUCAGAGGAUAAAUCCAUUUCCUGCUCUUUGCAGGGGAAAAAUGAAUGUAUAACCACAUUUCUGCUGGCUGUGGAUGAACAGGGAAGGACAGUCAUUCACAGCAUAGAACAGAAAGAUUGUGCACAGCAUCCAAAUAUCCCAAUGAUAGUGGUGGGUGUCACCCUUGCCAUCAUUCUCAUUGGCAUUGUUUUACUUUGUAUAUGGAAAUUACUGGUGUCAGUUCAUGACCGAAAGGAAGUGGCCAAGUUUGAAGCAGAAAAAUCAAAAGUAAAAUGGCAAACGGAAACAAAUCCACUGUACAGAGGCUCAACAACCACUUUUAAAAAUGUGACUUACAAGAACCAAGAUAAGCAUAAAAGGCCCAUGCAGACUUCAGAUUUCUAUUAG
This is a messenger RNA of Cinclus cinclus, 2373 nucleotides long. RefSeq names its product integrin subunit beta 6 (gene ITGB6). The transcript has 15 exons. NCBI's taxonomy places the organism in Eukaryota, Metazoa, Chordata, Aves, Passeriformes, Cinclidae. The record is from RefSeq and is a predicted model, not a curated record. Gene Ontology annotation, cellular component: focal adhesion; cell surface; integrin alphav-beta6 complex. Gene Ontology annotation, molecular function: integrin binding. Bases 1 to 2373 code for a protein of 790 amino acids. Gene Ontology annotation, biological process: cell migration; cell-matrix adhesion; integrin-mediated signaling pathway.